UGUGCGAGGCUGUGUUACGUUACCGCUUCGUAAUUCUUAGUUAAUGGCAAACUGGCGGCGCGUUAUUCAACAUUGAUAAUUUUCGUAAAUUACCUACAGCUUCGGAGGUGCUUCUCAAUCGUUUCAUCCAAUAUUCCUGGACAUUUGUUUAUCACCUGAAACCGGAACUAUAACUUCAGGUGGCAAAAUAGAUACAUUCUAGGAGCUAUGAGUGUGGAAACAACAUCGAAUGGGACUUCCGGUGAGCUUAGCGUUGGCCAGCGUAUGGUAGAAGAAGUAGAAAUUCCUGUUCCAUGGGGAAUCGUUGCAGGUAAAUGGUGGGGAUCUCGCCUGAAGCAACCUGUGCUAGCGAUUCAUGGAUGGCAAGAUAAUGCAGGGUCUUUCGAUCGCCUAUGCCCUUUACUACCGGCGGAAAUUUCAAUUUUGGCCAUCGACCUCCCUACUGGUGAUUGCAUCGACAAGUUUUUACAUUAUGAAACGCUACCCGAGUCAAAGAUGCCUUGUUAUGGUUAUGAAGAAAUGAUUGAUCUAGUACUAGCGGCUUAUGAAGGCUCAGUAGAUCAUGAGUCGGUGGAGGUGCUGAUGCGUCGAGGCAUGGCACCGCACAUGCAUAAAAAUGGAUAUCAUUUUGCUCGAGAUCUUCGGCUGAAAGUGGCGUUAAUGGGCAUGUUUUCCAUAGAACAGGUUCUUGCCUAUGCUGAAUGUAUAAAAUGUAAGGUGUUGAACAUUCGCGGAAAACCCGGAAUGAAUUUUGGCAAACCUGAAGUUUACGAAAAGGUAAUGGAAGUGUUACAUCGCACUGCGUCGAAGGUUGUGUAUUAUGAAAUUUCGGGAACCCAUCACUUACACCUGGUAACACCGGAAAGAAUAUCAAAUGAAGUUAGCCAGUUUUUGCUCGAGGAAUAGAAACAAUGGUUAAUUAUGUUACAAAAAAAUAUUGGCCAGGCCGUGAACUAUAAGUCUUACUUAGAGAAUUCGUAAAUGCACUGAAAAAUAUCAAUGGGCUUCAAUAAGGUUUGUGCUACUCGGUUAGUUCAGGAAAAUGUUCUUCAGAAUAUAUUACAUUCAAAAUGUCUAGAGCUAGGCUUGUAGUAUGUAAUUAACUGUAUUGAAAUUAUACGACUAAGCUGUGUAAGAGCUAUAUAGGAUAACAUACGCUGGUUAUUAUAUGGAGGAAUUGCGUUAUUGGGAAGGAUAAAAAUGGUAUAGUUUUUGAAAUAUUAGCGUUAAAACGGAACAGAAAGUUUCAGGAAGGUAAUAAAAAAUAAUAAAGUUCAAUAAAAA
Anopheles cruzii is the source of this 1284-nucleotide messenger RNA. It is a transcript of the gene kraken, whose product is annotated as probable serine hydrolase. The transcript has 4 exons. The coding region runs from base 208 to 906 and encodes 232 amino acids. Lineage: Eukaryota; Metazoa; Arthropoda; Insecta; Diptera; Culicidae. The record is from RefSeq and is a predicted model, not a curated record.